AUGGACGACAUCUUGCUUCCGAUUAUUUACGAGUAUUACAGCAGUUCCCAUGUCCAACACUACCCGUCGAGUUACGAUCACAGUCGGUAUAACGCGACGGCUCGCGGCGUGGAGACUCGUGGUCAACGAAUCGAUCCGAUAUCGCGAGAACAGCAACUCAUGUCUUAUCUUCCUCCGGAACAAUUGCCUCGAGUCUGGGAGUCGAUCUUGAUCGCGGUUCAACGGCCGGCAUUUCGACAGUUUCGUGAUAUCACGAUUCUGUUACAAGCGAAAAAUUUGAAAGUUUUGACCAAGGAUACGACGUGGGAGCGAAUGAUGACGCGAUUCUCCCAGUAUUGGUUCGCUUCUCGUGUGGCUUCAUCGAUACGCGUGCUCGAUACGCAAGCCGAAUUGGACGAUCAUCGAGACCACUCUGAGACUCUUCUCUGGAAGCGAUGUUGUUUGGAGAACUGGAAAUUAUGGAUCCAGCAGGGUCCGGCCCAAGAUUCGUUGUCACUUCGGGUUACGCGGCAGACGAGUCGACUCCGAGACGAGGACUUUCGCAUAUGGAUGGACGAUAUCUUGCUUCCGAUUAUUUACGAGUAUUACAGCAGUUCCCAUGUCCAACACUACCCGUCGAGCUACGAUCACAGUCGAUAUAACGCGACGGCUCGCGGCGUGGAGACUCGUGGUCAACGAAUCGAUCCGAUAUCGCGAGAACAGCAACUCAUGUCUUAUCUUCCUCCGGAACAAUUGCCUCGAGUCUGGGAGUCGAUCUUGAUCGCGGUUCAACGGCCGGCAUUUCGACAGUUUCGUGAUGUCACGAUUCUGUUACAAGCGAAAAAUUUGAAAGUUUUGACCAAGGAUACGACGUGGGAGCGAAUGAUGACGCGAUUCUCUCAGUAUUGGUUCGCUUCUCGUGUGGCUUCAUCGAUACGCGUGCUCGAUACGCAAGCCGAAUUGGACGAUCAUCGAGACCACUCUGAGACUCUUCUCUGGAAGCGAUAUUGUUUGGAGAAUUGGAAAUUAUGGAUCCAGCAGGGUCCGGCCCAAGAUUCGUUGUCACUUCGGGUUACGCGGUUUCGUCUUCGACCGCAACAUCAUCGACUCUUGACGUGCUCGUCCGGCGUUCACGCUCCCUACUACCGCUUCACGACGGCGACUCUGAUUCGCUGGCUUCGAUGGAACAUCAACAAGUUUUGUGUCGGGUUCGAAAUGGUGCAUAGCUUUCAAGAUGCCCAUUUCGUCACAUGGGAGCAUACGCGUAUAAUGCUCGCCUUUCUCCGAUGCCUUCAAUUCUCGUGUCCGAGCGGGCUGAUUCAGAAAGUGGGUGGAUGUUGGCACGACGUGCGAUUUCGACCGGACUCCCGACAGGCGGACGGUCUUCAACGGGUGGAGGGGUUGGGAUUUCGACGAACCAUGGAAGAAUUUGGCUAUGGGUGGUUUCUCGACAAAAUUGACUGGGUGACGUUGACCUUUCGACCCCCUCAUGCGGCUCAUAUGAUGUUCAACAACCCAUCGAUGCAGGCGGCGUAUCAUGCCCGCUACGGCCAAGUCCGCGACGUGCGCCUGGACUUUAUUCGGAUGGACCACGCUCGACAGUGGAUGAUCGAGUUCAGCGCGGUCUCGCCGUGCCUGGACGUGCUCGAAAAGUUUCUCCGCCAGCUCUGCUUAUAUGUGUUUCGAAAGGAUGUCUUUAGUCACAUCAAAUCGAUCCUUGAUCCGGAGAGCGCUCCGGCGGCAUUGGCCGGCGAGAUCCCGCUCUGUUAUGCCAGCGUCGAAAAGGCCCUCCAGAAGAAGUUCCGACCGCCCUCGCUCGCGCAUGGUCAUCGACUCGCGGUGAAGAGCAUUGAUGUUUUGUUUUCAUGGCUGUGGGAGUGGAAGGAUGGUCAAUUCGAACGUCAAGGAUGGGACGACAAGCCAUAUCGGAUGCUCUUUCGACAAAGCUAUUACGCCGUGACGACGGCUCGAGGUCAAGCUCGUGCUCGAACGUGGCGACAGGAGCUCAAAAAGUCAUUCAUUCGGAGUCACUGGAUGAUGCCAUAUCCUCAAAAGAACGGAUUUAUGCGGAAAGAUAAAGAUACCAAAGACUUUGUGUGGUGGCCGAGUUAUCAUGCCGGACUGCAUACAUACUACAGGCAAUUUUCAUCUCACACUCCUCUUCCGAACCCAUUACCGACAUCGUAUAUUAAGCAUCACCCCGGUGAGGGUUGGCGACUGGCCCCCCAAUCAUGGGACGGUAAGUACAUGCCUUAUGUGGUGCAACCGGAACAACGUCUUCUUCAUCUCUCCGAAAGCGAGCUCUAUCAGGAGCUGGUUCGUUUACGAGAGCAAUGGGUGGCGGAGGGGGAGAGGUCAUCAUCACGAAGCGACAUCGCGGUGAUGCCUAUUCUGGAAUUCAAUUGUCGAUCUCAGAAUUACAUCGGACCGAGGACGGAAUGGUGCUCUCGAAGGCGAGAAUGGGUGGUGAAACCAUUUGAGAAGUGUCGAACCGCUGGCGAAUGUAGUAUUUUUCUUCGUCAAGAGCUGGAAAAGUAUGAAAUCCUACAACAUCAGCGACAAGAUCGACGUCGAAGAAGAGGGAAGAAAAGACGAGAUUUUCACUCCGAUUCGGAGUCGGAUUUGUCUUCCCGGUCGGACGAUAUAACAUCGGACGAAGACAGUCUUGAAGCUCGACGACGACGACAAGGUCAAGUGGUGAAGCGAAUGGAAGCACGUAUGCGUGAAUUGAUGGAGCGAGAAGAAAAAGAAUGGGAAAAACGACGAGAAAGGUAUCGACCAGAAGAUACGGUGCGUUGGCGAAGGCCGGGUGAAUAUCUCGAGAAGGAGUUCAAUCAUCGACUCCGUCAGGUUAAAUAG
Messenger RNA from Rhinocladiella mackenziei CBS 650.93, 2838 nucleotides. RefSeq lists its product as uncharacterized. The record is from RefSeq and is a predicted model, not a curated record. The transcript is spliced from 5 exons. Lineage: Eukaryota; Fungi; Ascomycota; Eurotiomycetes; Chaetothyriales; Herpotrichiellaceae. The coding region runs from base 1 to 2838 and encodes 945 amino acids.